Neodiprion virginianus is the source of this 4380-nucleotide messenger RNA. Its product is annotated as kin of IRRE-like protein 2. The coding region runs from base 289 to 2385 and encodes 698 amino acids. The record is from RefSeq and is a predicted model, not a curated record. NCBI's taxonomy places the organism in Eukaryota, Metazoa, Arthropoda, Insecta, Hymenoptera, Diprionidae. The transcript has 12 exons. Gene Ontology annotation, molecular function: cell adhesion molecule binding. Gene Ontology annotation, cellular component: cell-cell junction. Gene Ontology annotation, biological process: cell-cell adhesion.
CGCGCAGCGUUGGGUAUCCCGAGCAGAGCGGGUCCCGGGAACACCGGGAAGUGAGAAAGCUGUUCGGGGUAAACGGGUGGUUAACGGGUGGUGGGGUGCACGCCGAGGAGAUCCGUUCUCCCGCGUGCGUGUUCGCGAGGAGAGACGAGGCUUUCAGGGGUUUCCGGACGGCAGGGAAAAGUUGGCGGAAACUUCGACGAGCAAGUUCGAGUCCAUUCACGCCGCGUCGCGCGUCCCGCUGAAUUAAUGUAGGACAGACGAUAAGAGGUACCCGAAAGCGAGAUAAGGAUGCUCUCGGAAUGGUCCAGCUGUCUCCGGUUUCUCAUCGCCGCGGCCCUCCUCCUCCCCGACGGGUGCCUCGGGAUUCAAAAGUUCGAGGAGACGCCGGGGUAUACGGAGGUCAACCCAGGCCAGGACGCGAAGCUCUCGUGCCGGGUGCGCGACAAGCGGGGACAAUGCAUAUGGCAGAAAGACAACAAGCUGAUCGGAAUGCUGAUGAAGAAGUACGAGUGGGCGGCCGCCCCCGACGCGGGGGAUUGUUCCCUCUGGGUUCGCUCCGCGGAUUUAACUUUCGACGACGGGAUAUGGCAGUGCCAGGUUACGCUCAGCGACUUUGCCGCACAGGAUGCGCUUACCUCAGACCCGGCGCGACUCGUAGUACGAGUGAGUCCGAAACGGCCAGACAUCGAAUACGGACAAAUCACGAUUCUACCAGGAAGCAACGUGACGGCGCGUGCCGGCGAAGUCGCUCACCUAAGCUGUGCCUCCCGAUACGGGAACCCCCCGGCAUUGCUGCGAUGGUACCUAGGCGAAACGGAAAUCCGGCCGCUGCGGCCGCAGGUGAACUCUACGGAGAAGGAGAAUCCUCGGACGUGGAUGGCGCGCAGCGUCGUCGAUGUUUUGGCGGAGAGGUCGCGUUACGGUGAGCCGAUACGUUGCGUCGCGCAGCACGCGGCCUACGCCAACCCGAGUUCAACCCUAGCGACGGAGGUGCGGUUCGACGUGCGCUACGCCCCGGAGACCCGUUUGGUCGGAGCACCGGGAGGCGGCGUCCACCUGGAGGAAGACAGGGACCGGCUGGCCGUUCGAUGCGUCGCCAACGCGAAUCCGCCCGCCUCGAUCCUCUGGAAGCGGUCGACGGGACUCGGGGGAGCUACCGAGGUGGUCAGCAGGGACGAGACCCUGAUCCUCUCCCCGAUUCAACGGAGCCACGCUGGGCGAUACUUCUGCGAGGCGGCGAACUCGGUUGGGGAGAGCAGCCCUCUGUCCCUCCAGAUAUCCAUAAACUAUCCGCCGAAGAUCACAUCGGUGGGUCCCGAGCGUCUGACGACGGCGCUUCUCUACACCGGAGCAUCCUUCGAGUGUUACGCGGACGCGAUGCCGCCGCCCGAAUACAGGUGGUUGCAGGUGUUUCCGGACGGCCGAGAGCCGCAGGUCCGUGGGCAGGGGCAGCGGUUCUUCCUGAACAACGUAACCUACGAUCAGCAGGGACAGUACAUCUGCCUGGCGUUGAACGUGAUAAACGGCAACACCCGGGAAGCGAGGAGCGACCCGGUCUCCCUCCAGGUCGUCGGCGCGCCAAGGGUGGUGAGACCGGCUCGUUCCGAGACCUCGAUCGUCUCAGCGACGGAAGGAGGACCGGCGCGACUCGAGAUAAGGCUGUGCUCGGAUCCGCGGCCGCGGCUCGUCGCCUGGGAAUGGGGAAGAAUCCGCCUUCACGCUGGCGAGGUCCUUGAGUCCCGAUACCGCGCCCUCGACCUCGAGCCCCUCGCCUUCGCCGAGGACUGCUACGCCGCCAUCCUCGAGCUAACCAGCACAGCCAAGGAGGAUCAGCGCUUGUACAACGUCACCGUCGAGAACGACCGAGGCAGCGAUCGCCGGACCCUGAUGCUCAGGGUGAACGAGCCGGGACAGAUCCCUCUGGUGAUCGGUGCCGUUGCCGGUUUCACCGUUCUCUCCAUACUGAUAAUGGGCUUCGUGUGUUUCCUCCGGACCGAGCACUGCUGCUUUGCCCGGAACACGGUGCCGGCACUUCAGCAGGUUCAUUGCAGCGGGAAGCCGCAGCAGUCGGAGUGCGCCCGGGAGGUCGAGGACACCAGGCUCGGCAUAGAAACUAUGGAACGCACGACGCAACGGUACGCGCACCAGAAACAAUUACAGGCCCACACUCUGAAGCCCGUGUCUUCUCUCCACUAUCAGCAGUGCUACGACCACGAGCCCCAGCCCCAGCCUCAUCCCCAGCCUCAGCCCCUGCAGCCGCAGCGGCACCAGCGACAUCACCACCGUCAACAUCACGUCAAACAGCCCCUUCACGGUCCGCAGUGCGAGUUGCAGACCAGGCACCCGGACACUUCGACCAACGACUCGACGACCAGUCUUUGGUAAAUUUUUCCAACUCUGAUAAGACGUCAUGUCAGUGAGUCAGUCAGUAAGUCAGUCGGUCGUCUCACCGCGGUCGAUGAUCACUAUCGCGUACUGCGAGGCAGAGUGCAGGGGUGGGUUACGCACUAGACUUGCGACCGAGCGCCUUUUGCGGUCGUUUUAAUCCUGGGUAUUAUAUUUGCGUAUCUACCUGAUUCCUUUUUGCUUUCGCGCCCGAGAGAAUCUUUUCUCCCGUGUCAUCCAACGGCCGUAUAAAGAUAGCGAGAUAGGAUAUCGCGGGGGUGAGUGAGUGAGGGUGGAAGCAGCAGCUACAACGCUGUCGAAAUGAAAACGUUGCUUCUUUUACGGCUCGGUGCCUGGAUGGGACGCGGGGGUCUUCGUCCUUUUUAUUUCAUUUUUUUUUCUUUUUCUUUUUUAUGAUUUCUCAUCUUUUCUUUUUUUUUUUUUUGUCAUUUUAAUGCAUCGUUUUAUUUUGACUACAAUGCCGUCGGACGAAAACGUUACACGAGUCAAGUCGCAAAGAAGACGGAUCCAGUUUGAAUCGACACGCGUAUUUUCCACCAUUUCUACGUACGUCGGCAUACGUGUAUAAUAUAUACGGAAUGUAAUUAUGCAGGGGCAAGCGCUGGUAUAGAAUACGCGGAACACGUCGGUAUACGUUAUAAGCGAGAUUAAAGAUUCCUCGAUCUUCCAGACUAUAACAUCACGUUUUCUUGAAAACAUAUUAAUCUCUCCUCAUAUUACGCAAACUAUACUUUUCCAUCUAUGAAUAACGCGCGUCACGCUGCAACAGACGAACAGUGACAUCACGCCUGUGUGUUGGGAAAAAAAUUUGCACUGACUAAUGAAUGAGGCACGAGGUUUGAAUCGAAUGCGUAAGUGACAACUUUUUGAUCAUGCAUCAUUCGCGUAGCUAAGUAUAAUGACGAUUCAUUCCGAGCAUGAGUGGCAAUGUAAAUACGUGAUGAAACUUGGCUGUGGGUGAAAAGAUAAAGGGUUGGUAUUAUUGAUUCAGUGAAUCCUUUACCUCGCAGUGUUUCAACCGGUACCUGUAGGCUAAUGGAUAAAACCACAGCCCAGGACGCGGUGCUGGACUCGCGUUCCUUGGAUAUUAUGUUCUACCAUGUAUCUCUUGUCUUCUAUUGUAUUCGGUAUAAGAGAUUUAUGAUUAUCAUUGCCGUAUUGUCGAUAUUGGCAAUCGGAGAGAACGUUUAUUGUCAGUUGAAUUGCAUGGUGAGAUUGAAAUGAUUAAGAAUAAAUGACGAAAUAAAUUAUAUCUGCACAUCCUAAAAAGUAACAUCUAUCCCGUCAAAGCAUACCCAUGCCUGUAAUUGUCUAUCCCAUCUGCUCGUUGAGCGUAUCUCCCAACUUGACAUUAUUUAUUUAUUCCUAUUAAAAUAAACAUCACCGUCCCUUGAUCGCUUGAUAAAACAAGGUAGGGUUUGAAAUUUCCGCAGAAUACAUAACAGAUUAUCAAUUUCCCAUCAAACGAUAACGGAUCACUCGUUUUUCUCACCUGAUUCGAGACGAGUAGCUUUCUACGUCCAACACAAGAAUAAAUAAAUAAAUAAAUAAAGUUAAAUCGUAACUUGACGUAUUUAAGUAACGUAUUUUCCGUCACAAUCAGGAUCAUGCUGGCUUGCCUCGUGAGUUCGCCGUGAAAAUAUUCAGAUGAAAAAAAAAAAAAAAAAAUGUCAAGAACGAGAAACGGAAUGAAAUAAAUAAGCAGAAAUGAAAAUCAAUCUUAUACAGAUGAAUUUAUCUCCUGUUCAAACACUUACGUGUGACCGCCUGAUUCCGAGUCGAUUCCGCAGCGGGAAUUCCACCCUAGCUGCCACAGGUGGAAUCCAAGCCCGCAGCAAAUCGUUGGGGGAUGAUCCGCAUCCGCAGGCAUCGUUCGAAAGCACGGAUUUCCUGCCCACGCACUUCUCUCUCCGCACAGAUUUCUCUUCUCCGUCAAAAACUAUAUCUGCCGCACGAUCUACCGGAGGCUGGGCU